AUUUUAAACUUAAAUUUGUCAACGAAUCUGUUAAUCAGUUGCUGGUACUUUCUAUAUUUGAUAAAAGAUUUUAAAUAAAAGUAUUCUUAUUGUAUAAGAAAUUUAAAAAAACUAUAAAAAAAUUAUUCUGUGAGAUAUAAAUUUUUAUUUAUAUCGAAUUGUGUAAAAUUGUGUUAAAAAGAUUUUUAAUUGUUUCAUAUAUUUUAAAGGUGCAUAUAUCAUUAUAAAUAAAGUAGUAAACAAAAUUAUGAUUCAAUAUUAUUCAAUGUAACAUCCGCUGUUAUAUUAGCAGUUAUAAUUUUUUAAAAAUGAUGGAUAAUUGUUGUGCUCCACAAUGGGCAGAUUUUACACAUAGUCCUCAAGUUCCUUCUGAUAGUUAUUUUGAAGUAGAACAUGAGGUGCACAAACCGCAAAUAUAUUUAAAAUCUACUACAUAUUCAAAUUCAUCUUUAUCAUAUCUAAAUGAAAAUAAAAAUGAUCAAUCAAUAACAGAAGUGAAAUUUGAUGAUAGUUUAGAAACAGAAUCUUCUGCACGUAAUAGUGUAGCAUAUUUUAUACCAUAUGACAAUAAAAAGCAUUCAAUAGGAAAAAAGAAUGAAAAUGAGUCAAAGAAAUCUCUAAAAAAUUUCACUCUAGAUGAAAGAUCUAAUAAGAUUCAUCAGACAUGGAAUAUACCAAUAACUGAACUAACUUCUGCAUUUAAAGUAAUAAAAUCUAAACAUACAGCUACAACUAUACCUGAGAAAAUUAAGAAAAAUAUCUAUUUGUCAGAACCUAAACAUAUUAUUCAUAAAUCAAAAGAUGUUCAGAAUAAUGAUAUAAUGAAAAAAAAUAAUUCACAAAUUAAUUUUACAAAAAUUGAAGAAAAACCAAUGAAAUCAAAAAUUGAGGAAAAACCAAUGAAAUCAAAAAUUGAAGAAAAACCAAUGAAAUUAAAAAUUGAAAAAAAUAUAUUUCCAAAAAAACAAUCCAAUACAUGUAUGAAACGAUGUUCAUUAGGCAAAUCACAACCUAGAGUACUUACUUGUCAGUAUCGAAGAACAAGCUUAAUAAAAUGUCGUAAGCGUUCAAAUCAAUUUGUAAGUCUUGCAGAAGCAAUUCUCAAAUUUCAAAAUGGAACACCACAGAGAUUUCGCACAUUGAGUAACAAAGAUUUAAAACCUAGUCAAUUGAUGAAAUUAAAACGAUCUCCCUUGAAACUUACUUAUCCAAUUUCUCCUGCAUUAAGAUGUAAGCAGAGAAUAAGACAAACUAAAAUAUUAAAUCCAGAAAAACGAGAAAUGUUAAUGCUUGAAGAAAUGAAGAAAUAUAAAAUCAAAGCAAAUCCUGUACCAGUUAAUAUUUUAAAAAAUUCAUCAAUAUUGAAAAAAGUAGACAAAAAAUCAGCCACAAUUACAGAAAAAGUUACAGAAAAAUUUAAUCAAGAUCAAUCAAAGAAAACUCGGCAUACGACAAAUUCUCAAUUGAAUUUGCAAGAACAGAAAAAAAUUGUACCUAUUGUUCGUUCCAUGAGUGCUUCAAAUAUUGUUAAAAAAGAAAAUACUUGUAUAGAAUCUACUGUAGAAAGUACAAAGCUUAAAAGAUUAAAUUUCGAAACUCGCAAUAAAGAGUUUCAAAAGAAAAAAGAAGAAAAAUUGAAAAACUUACAGAUUCAAGAAACAAAUAGCAUUAAAACAGAAUUUCAUGCAAAACCUGCACCCAAAUUUUUAAAGUCAACAAAUCCAAUAAAAGAACAAAACACAAAAAAGAGAAUAGUAGUCCCAUGUCCAUUUAGUUUUGAAGAAAGGAACAAAUCUCUUGCUAAUAAAAAGAAAGAACUUGUUAAACAGUUGCAGGAACAGAAUCAAAAAUCUAGAGUAUUCCAUGCCAAUCCUGUUCCAAAUUUUAAACCUGUUGUGAUUCAUGGUUUAUCUAAAGAAAACUUACAUAGCAAGGAAAAAUAUAAUUCCAAGCAACUUGAAGAAAAACAAACAAAGAAUUGCAAUGAUCAAGAAAACAAACAACCCAAUAUUAUGAAUGUUACAAUAGAUUGCAUAGAUACAAAAAAAAAACAAAUAAAACAACAUGUAAAUCAUCAGAUAAAACCUAUUAUUAAAAAUGAAAAAUCAAAUAAUAAUCAAAAAAAAACAAAUAAGUUUGAAUUGAAUGAAAAAAAAGAAACUCAAGAAAGAAAUGAGUUUGAUAAAAAGAUAAGCAAGAAAAAAGAAGAAUUAAAAGCAAAAAAAUUAGAAGAAGAAAAAAAUAAAUUGUUGAAAGAAAAAUUGGAAAGAGCAGAACUGCGCAAAAUGGCAGAAGUGAAAGCUAGACCAAUGCCAGUGUAUAAAUCUUUAAUUGUUGCAAAAUCAACCAAGCUUCCAACCAAUCCACAAACUCCUGCAAGAAUCAAAACAAAAAGUGUUUCUUAAUUUUAAUCUUGAUCUACAUUAUACAAUUUAAUUACAUAUGGAAUAUAUAGAAGUAACAAACUAUGAUAUGUUAGAUAAUAUUUCUUUAAGAUGUAACAAGUAUUUAAACUUACUCGCGCGCACACGCGCAUAUACAGUAUCAUAAUAAAGUAACUUCUUUUUAGAAAAUGGUGCAAUUGAAUUUUAGAUCUUAAUGAAAUAUAAAAAAUAUUUCUCUGUUUCCUAUAAUUUUUAAAAUUAAAAAUUUAUCCUUUCUUAAAAGAUUUUUAAAAAUGAUUUGUUAAAAAUUAAAAAUGAAUUAGAAAUAUUGAUAUUUCAAAUUAUUAAACUAAAUAUUAAAUGAUUUUUUUUUCUAUUUGAUUCACUAUUUUUUUUAAAUAUAUCCUCACUGACAAGAUCAUAAAUAAUUGUUUUAAUACUUUUUUCUUGUAUCACAUAUAAAAUAUAUAUAAUAAAUUUGUAUACCAAGAAUAUUAUAUAGCUUCAACAACAUAGUUUAAUUUAUUUCGAAUGUACAAAGACCACACUAUCAUACAUCUACUUUCUUUUAUUUCACAUCAGUCCGAGGAGUAAAAAAUAUCAGUUUUGGAGACAAUUCAAUUGAUUAAAAAUGCUAUGAUUAAAAAAUUGAAUACCAUCAUUGAAUCAGGCAAUAUAAUUAGCAGCAAUAUUUUUUUUUUAUCAGUGUAAUGUGCCAAUGAAAUAGUUUUAUCUUUAUCAUCCUAUUAGGUAUAUAAAUUCUAAUAUUUUUUUUUCAGUUAUAAGUAUGAUAUAAAAAAUUAAAAACAUUUAUAUAAUAGUAAACGGUCACAGUAGAAAAUGAAUAUUGUAGACUGGUUGCUUCCAUUCGAAAUGCUAGCUUUAACUAUAACACGUUUCUCGUAGGAGUUAUAAAUAUUUUGUAUCUUUAGAAAUAUCAUUUAUAAAUUAUUCGAUGUAACACAAAAAUUACACUCAUCGACGUACGCAAUGUCUUGACCCGUAUAUCAUAAACUAGUGAAGAAUUGUAAUAUGAUUAAUCAUUUUUAAUUAUUAUCAAUGUUGCUCUAAUGAGCAAAAACUGAAGUAACAUAAAAGAUUGUGCCUCAAAAAAUAAAGGCAAAAAGAAUAUUGAAUUCCAUUUAUAA
Molecule: messenger RNA, 3532 nt
Organism: Apis cerana (Asiatic honeybee)
Lineage: Eukaryota; Metazoa; Arthropoda; Insecta; Hymenoptera; Apidae
Product: targeting protein for Xklp2 homolog
Source: RefSeq, a predicted model, not a curated record